This is a messenger RNA of Rhododendron vialii, 1381 nucleotides long. RefSeq lists its product as uncharacterized. The transcript is spliced from 2 exons. The record is from RefSeq and is a predicted model, not a curated record. NCBI's taxonomy places the organism in Eukaryota, Viridiplantae, Streptophyta, Magnoliopsida, Ericales, Ericaceae. The coding region runs from base 200 to 1084 and encodes 294 amino acids.
GUCUCAACUACCAGACAGGGAAUUCAGCCAUCCUCACAUAUAUAUUCAUCACCAUAAUGCAGACCGACUCGAAAGUAGGCAAAACCUUCAUAAAAACCAAAAAAAAAAAAAGAAUCAAUGGCAUAUCCAGGAUUUCAACUUUGGAGGUACGAACGCAUAUAACACCACAAUUGUCCUACAAAUACUUGCCGCAUCCAGAAUGAUGAUUCGGCAUCUCCUCCUGCAUCCAGAAAUUUUAGCAUUUCAACACCAAUGGGCAACAGAAGAUAUCCGUGAAACGUUCUACAAGUGUACAAGGUGGCAACUAGAAGAGACCAUGGAUCCCAUUAACUGCCCUUAUCACUACUUCUGUGACAGCACCUUCCAAGGUAAUUAUCCGCUUGCUGCGGAUAUUUCGGUAAUCUGCCUUACAACGGUGUCGUAUCUAGCAACCCUAAUCUCAAUCAUAACGGAGAUAUAUGGGGCCACCAAGCGACCUCGUCUUGCUCAACUAAGUAGAAGAUACUUGCUACCAUCUGGUCCAAUUUCUCUCCCGAUACUCCUCUUGGCCCUUGCCAAGGGACAAAGGAUCAAUACACUGAUUUCAAUCUCGUGUGUGGGUACCUCUAUGCUCCAACUGAUUCAGCUCUCUGCUCUUGUUUUCGACAACGCAGCUGAGAAAAAUGACAUCAAAUAUGCAUUCUACAUUGUCUCAACAGUCUCUGGAAUUUUGCAUGCAAGCCUAUACCUAGAUUCCACCAUAUUGCCUUACUAUACAGGUUUUGAUGCCCUAGUCUCGUCAACUUUUUCUGGUGAGUGUAAAUCUUGCGUUUGUCGGAGAGAGAUUCUGGUUGUCGGAGGGAAGGUUUUGUCUUACCAGGGGUGGUCCCUAACUACGUUUAUAGUUGUAGGUACUCUUUGUGUAAGGAUAAUUUGCAGACUGUAUAAAGAUUACAAGGGGAAAGCAAAAGUAAUCAAGACCCUGUUGGAAAACUCAGGUUGGAUGUUGAUUGCUAUGGAUUGUGUCUAUCUAAUAGCUAAUUCUCCUCCUGAAAGAUCCAUCUCACGUGUUGCAGCUUCAUCAGGUGUAAGAAGGAGAUAUUGAAUGUUGAUCAUCUGUCUUGAGUGCUCAGUCACAAAACAGGAUAUGGACAUGUUUACGGAAGCUGUCUAUUCAAUGACGGGAUUUGAUUUUUACUCAGGCAGCCACAAACCUAACAGGGAACAUUCUGCAUAAUUAUUUGUAGGUUGAUGCUGGUUGCCUAUGUCUAUACAAAUUAAAGGACACAAAAGCUAGAGUUUUUCAAGCUAAAAGCUACAAGUACAUAAAUUCUAUGAUCCAGGACAUAUUGGAUGGUUAAAAGAUCAUGUUAAUUCAUAAACACAAAAAUGGCCUCAGACG